Messenger RNA from Beta vulgaris subsp. vulgaris (sugar beet), 2211 nucleotides. RefSeq lists its product as uncharacterized. The transcript is spliced from 12 exons. Bases 317 to 1972 code for a protein of 551 amino acids. Lineage: Eukaryota; Viridiplantae; Streptophyta; Magnoliopsida; Caryophyllales; Amaranthaceae. The record is from RefSeq and is a predicted model, not a curated record. Gene Ontology annotation, molecular function: ATP binding; protein serine/threonine kinase activity.
AGGAUAAACAUAAGUAAAGAUAAAGAACCAUAUUGUAAAAAACGUCGUUAAACCCUAACCCUAAACCUAUCACCUUCCCCAAAUUUCAGAAACCGAUCAUACGAGAGAGAAAAGGAUUUGCGGGAAAUCAAACUACCGAAAUUUCCUAUCUUCUGAAAUUUGGAAGGUUUGUGUCAAAUAUCUUACCAAUAUUUGAGCAAUAAUUCAGAAUUUCACUAAUCAUUUAUCGGUUAGCUCAAUAAAUUUCGGAUUUUGGGGGUUUAGUUCAACGCAGUGAACGAUUUUGAGUAACAAAUCUUUAUCUGAAACAGUAAAAAUGUUAGCAAAUGUUCUAAAUCAUGAAGAAGAAGAAGAAACAAUGGCAGUAAACUCCGUUGAUGUGCUAAACAAAGUAGUUGAGGUCGAAGUAGAAGGGGAAGAAGAGGAGGAAGAUGAUGAUUGGUCUUCAGAUUCUGAAAUUGGAGAUGCUUUGGAUUGGUUGGAUUUGAAGGAUGUUAACGAAGGCGGUGUCGAAGGCGGGUCAAUUACUCUUAAUGCUCGACGGCCGAAUGCUCAUGGUGGGGCUUUGUCUAGGCCUACUUCUUCAGCGCUUCAACCUCUUUCGAAUCGCACCCAGAAGUUUACUCACCGCAUUCGUGCUUCGCCUCUAGAGGAAUGGGAGGGAAGGAUGAAUGUUGGCAUGUCCAAUUCAGUUACUACUGCAAUUCGUGAGAGUGUGCGGGGAAUGGCUAUUGGUAAGACGAAGAACACGGAGAAAGCUGACCGUGCAACUGUUGAACAAGCCAUUGACCCCAGGACUCGAAUGGUUCUCUUCAAAAUGUUGAAUCGGGGUGUGUUCAAUGAUAUAAAUGGCUGUAUAUCAACUGGGAAAGAGGCAAAUGUUUAUCAUGCAACAAAGUCUGAUGGUCCAGAAUUGGCAAUUAAAGUAUACAAAACUUCGGUUUUGGUGUUCAAGGAUAGAGACAGAUAUGUACAAGGUGAUUAUCGUUUCAGACAUGGAUAUUGCAAGCACAAUCCUCGGAAAAUGGUCAAGACAUGGGCGGAGAAAGAAAUGAGGAAUCUUAUGAGGCUGAAAGCGGCGGGAUUACGCUGUCCUACACCUAUUCUUUUGAGACUCCAUGUAUUGGUCAUGGAAUUCAUAGGGAAGGCAGGUUGGGCAGCACCUCGACUUAAAGACGCAGCUUUAUCCCUUGACAAGUUGCGUGAAAGUUAUGUAGAGAUUAUUACUGCAAUGAGGACGAUGUAUCAGAAAUGCAAAUUGGUACAUGGAGACCUUAGCGAGUACAACAUUCUAUAUUAUGAGGGCCACUUGUAUAUUAUUGACGUUUCACAAACCGUUGAUCUUGACCAUCCUCAUGCACUUGAUUUCUUGCGUGAAGAUUGUCUUCAUGUUUCUGAUUUCUUUAAGAAAAAUGGUGUAGCUGUGAUGACUAUCCGGGAACUUUUUGAUUUCAUUGUGGACCCAACUAUUGCUGAUGAUGCUGUGGAUACUUAUUUGGAAGAGGUACAACAAAAGAUUCUAGCUAGAGGGGAUAUGAUAUCUGCUGAGGAGCAAAUAGCAGACUCCGUGUUCGUUCAGUCAUAUAUUCCAAAGACACUAGAAGAAGUGAAAGAUGCUGAGGAAGAUGCAUUUCGUUUAACUAGCGGGAAGGACACGGGAGAUAUGUACUACAAAACCAUCACAGGGCUCCAGCAGACGGUUGAUAUGACUAGAACUUCCGCUCGUUCUGAUUUGAGUGUCAGUGAAACAGACUCAGGAACAGAAGAUGAAGAUGAUGGUGAAGAUGAAGAUGGGAGCUCUGGUGAAUUAGAAGAGAAGGAAAGUAAGCUGGGCCCUGAAGAGAAAAAGGCAGCUAGGAAGGAAAACAAGAAAAAAGUGAAAGAGGAGAAGAGGGAAGCUAGGAAGAGCAAGAUUCCAAAGGCCAUGAAGAAGAGAAAAAAGAAGCUUUCCAAAGCUCAAAAAACAAGGUAGUUUAUUUUAAAGAAUGAAGAUCAAGCAAGUUUUGUAGAUUUUAUUAUUAGAGAUUACUAAUAUAACACAUAGGUUAAAAUGAAGAGAGGGUUUUUUUGCGUCAGUUAGAAAGUCGUUAUUUCUUCCAUUUGUUUUUCAUGUACAAGAAAUGAGCUUGUUUUUUCACGCAAACUUCACCUGUCUGGCCAUGUAAGAUUUAACAGAACUUAUUAAUUAAGAAUAUCACUUAGGGCCUGUUC